AUGAAUAGUACUGUCAAUUCGAUGAAAUCAGAGGACUUAACGCCCUUAGACCAUCUAUCAAAUGUUAAUCAGGAUGAAAAUAUUGACAUUUGUAUGAAUCGUAAGCAUAAAUGUUCUGACAGUUGUAAUAACGAAGAGAAUGAACCAAGUGAAGCGAAACGUCAAUGUUUAUCAUCUGUUCAUAGUUCAAAUAAUGUUACUGAUGGCAUAAAAACAAAUUAUAAAUUUAAAUAUUGGCUUGUAUUCACUGUGGUAACAGCUGGUAAACAAGGCUGUGAGUUGGGAUCUGAUCAGACACCAGUUAUUCAAUUCAAUGGGAUAUUGGGUGAUUUUUUCGAGAAUAAGAUUGUUGAUCGGAUCAAAAUCUCUAUUCGACCUGAAAACUUUGCUCGAACAUAUCGGUCUUCCAUAGAGCUAAUCAAUAAUAAAUCUCAAUUACAAUCGAAUAUUACCUCCAAUAACGAGUUGAAAUCAGAUUAUUUUUUUUCUCCUUGGAACAGUUGCAACAAUAAAAUCAAUGAAUUAACACCUACUAACACAAUGAAAUUGAUUACUUCAGUCGAAUCGCCUAAAUACACUUCAGCAGUACAUGGUGUGAAUAUCUCUACAGAAGCAUUAGAAGCUGCUGGUUUACAAGAUAUCACAGAAUAUGAAUUAGAUGGUUUAAGCUUUAGAGAAUCAAUAAUUAAAAUUUCAAAUUGGUUAAAAGAUCAUGGAGUACUAGAUGAUCAAUUGCCAAAUGACAAGUCUAAUAUAUUACUUAUUGCAGAAAAUCAUCAAUCUAUACGAAAUGUAAUACAUGCUGAAGCUGCUUACCGUAAUGUAGAUCAUGAAUUGAUGAAUUGUUCACCCUGGUCAGUGUAUAUAGAUUUGAUUGAGUCUUGUCAACAGUUUCUUCUUCAAUCCAAUGAUUUUAAUGAUGAUGUUGGUGACAAAGGAGUCACUGAACAGAAGGAGAAUAAAGAACAUCCUCUGCAUAACAUAUUUGAAGCUGCUCGUGCAUUGAAAAUUGAUUGGGAAGAGACUGAACUAGCCAAUAUUAAAGCUGAAUUAAUGUCAAAUAUAGUAAUUGAAUUGACUAAGAAAGGUUACCAAGUGAAAGAUCCUGAAUAUGUACGUUAUAAUUAUGAACAUAAAACAUUUUCACGUAAAUUGAAAAUAAUGGACAGUCAAGUUGUUGAAAUACGUCAAGUUCCAUGGACUGCCACACCAGCUACUAUCGCUCAUUAUUUCACCGGUUUGAAUGUUCAUCCUGGUGGAGUAGCCAUACGAUUAACAGAUGGACGACGUAGUAACACUGCUAUUGUGGCUUUCGAUGAUUCGAAGAAUGCUCAACUUGCAUUAGCAAGAAAUCAACAUCAUUUGUGUGGUUCGUUGAUUACAGAUAUUGGAAGUAGUACAUCGGAUGUGCAUACCACAUCGUCAUCGACAUCAUCAAACAAUCCUGUUACAAACAACAGUAAUCUCACCAAUCAGAAUUGUGCUAAUAGUCGAAGUGAGUGUUCGACUGAUAGUAUUCAACAGAUCAUAAGUGGUUCAAUGAAACCGAUGUACUUGCAAAUCCAUGCAGCUUCAGGAAAAGAAUUUGUUCAAUGUACUGGAUGUGAUCAAGAAUCUGUUAUAAACUUUUUAAAUCAAUUAACAAAUGGUGAACAAGUUGUAGUACGUGUACGUGGUUUACCAUAUACAACAUGUAAAAAACAAAUUAUUGAAUUUUUCAAUGCUGUACAAGCACCAAUUAUGUUCAAUGAACAAGGAAUAUAUUUAGUUGUUUAUCCAGAUCAACGACCAACUGGUGAUGCAUUUAUUCUAUUUUGUAAUGAUCAUAUAGCAACUAAAGCAUUAAUACGUCAUAAAGAUUAUUUAGGUGAUAGAUAUGUUGAAUUAUUUAAAGCAUCUCCAUCUGAAAUGGUUCAGGUUUGUCAUAAUGUAACACUAUUACAGUGUUCACCAUCUGGACAGAAAACACAUUCAGCCUUAUCAAACAUUCAAUCUAAUGGAAUCAUAGGUGUACCACUCAUGAAUGGUGGAACACAAAUCAACUGUUCUAACCUAGUCAAUUUUGUAAACAAUAGUAAUACUAACAAUAGUAUUCAUAAAGAAACUUACUUAAGCCAAGCUCUUACACAUUUGAAAUCGGCUAUCAGUACCGGAGCCCUAUCAAAUGUACAAAAUCUAUGGCAUUCUGGUACAAUGUCUUUGGGUUUGCCACAUAACUUGUUAACAUCAACUAGAACAGGAUUGGAUUCAUCUGGUCUAAACGACAAUGUAUUAUUAAACAAUACAUUAAGAGGUAUAUCACCAUUCAUACCAGUGAUCUCACCAAACAAUCCUUCAGUUAAUCUCAAUCUUUUACCAAAUAUAACUAGUACAAAUUCGCUCUUUCGUGAUCUAACUGAUCCAACAGAUCCUGACUGUCCAUUUGCAAGACCAAUGCCAAUUGGUGGUGCAUGUGCUAUGGUUCAGUUGAAUGAAUUACCCAUGGAAACGUCUAGACAUGAUAUUCGAUUGUAUUUGGGUCCAGCCAAUUUUGCAAAGGUUUAUCGUAUGAGAAGGAUGGAAAUGAUUACAAACCAUAAUAAUACAUCAUCAUGGUUACUGUCAUUAAAGAAUACCAUUGAAGCUAUUCAAUUUAUUCAAGAUUUAAUAACUAGAUCAUUUGGUCUAACUAAAUUAUAUGGUAACAAUAAUCAUAAUCAUAAUCCCCAAUUUACUGUUAUACCAAAUAUUCCAACAUUUGCCUUAUAUACUAUUGACCAGAAUGGAAAGUUAUCAGUAGUUAAUUUAUCAGAUACUUCAUUAUGUAUACCAAUACAUAGAAUACAUAUAAGUUCUUUAUUGAAUGGAUCAAAUGGACCAUCAAAGAGUCCCAAUUUGAAUUGGUCAUCGAAAACAAUGAAACAUACAAUAAAAACAAAACUGGAUGAUCAAAAUAUAUUAAAUGCAAUGACUUCAAGAGUUCAAUUAUCAGAUCCAACUUUAACUUUAAAACAUUCAUCUUCAUUUAUAAAAAAUUUUGAUAUAAGUAAUUAUGUCAAUACAAUAUCAAGUUUUAAUCUUUCUCCAACAAUUACCCUUCAUAAUAAUGAAAAUUUAUUAAUUCCAUCUAAUUUAAUCUCUUUAUAUAGUACAGAUAAUUUAAAAGAUUUAUAUCAUGUAAAUAAUAUUUCAAAUGUUCAAUUUCAAUGUAAUCUUCCAAAUUUUACAGAAUCUAUGGUUAUGUUAACAGGUUUACCAGUUGAUGUAACACAAGAUGAACUUGGAUCAUUGUUUAAACCUGUUAAAAAUUUAUUGACGGCUCAACCAUACUUUAUACCAUUUCAAUAUCAUCCAAAUGGAACUGCAAAUUUCUUAGCAAAUUUUAAUAAUCCAUUAGAUGCUCAAACUGCAGUACGUUAUUGUCCAAAUGGUAGUUUAAGAUCAAAUAAAUAUGUUAUAGGAGCAGCAUGUUUAAUACCACCGACCAAUGUAACAACCAUUACAAACCAUUCAAAUUACAUAACUCCAUCAUCGUCUUUAUCCUCCUCCUCCUCAUCAUCAUCAUCAUCUACACCGAUAGUACCUGUCAAUGCAACGAAUAUGCUGACUUCAGGUUUCUUAAACAAUGAUUUAUUAAGUUCAGGGAUAUUUCUAUUACCAUCCAUACCAUCACCAAUUCAACAGAAUAGAUUAUAUUUUCAAUGAAUAAAACAGAGAUUUUCUUAUUGCUGCUUAUAUCAUCUAUACUACAUUAUAGACUACUUAUAUGUCCCUACUAUUUCUCGUCUUCCCAUUGAUCUAAUAUCUU
Schistosoma rodhaini is the source of this 3787-nucleotide messenger RNA. The record is from the annotation of a GenBank genome assembly. Lineage: Eukaryota; Metazoa; Platyhelminthes; Trematoda; Strigeidida; Schistosomatidae.